This is a messenger RNA of Cryptomeria japonica (Japanese cedar), 3075 nucleotides long. Its product is annotated as pentatricopeptide repeat-containing protein At1g63330. Bases 208 to 2097 code for a protein of 629 amino acids. The record is from RefSeq and is a predicted model, not a curated record. Gene Ontology annotation, molecular function: protein binding. The transcript has 3 exons. NCBI's taxonomy places the organism in Eukaryota, Viridiplantae, Streptophyta, Pinopsida, Cupressales, Cupressaceae.
AAGACUAUUUUUACUUUAAUGGUUCACGUUCAAUCGAGUUAAUUCAAUUGCUGCAGCUAAAGUGGGGAGAUCGGGCACCCAAAAAAAAUCGUUGGCAGGAAAAGAUUUAAAUUCGUGUUCAUCACCUGUUCUGCUGUAAUACCUAUUCGCACAGCAUCAUUCUUCUUCAGAGGACAAGUACAACUACAAAGACAUUAUUUCAUCAGCAUGGUGCACAGAAAGUUACAGAUCUUGUUCAAACAGGUUGCAAAAACGCACACCUUAUUCAUAUUCAAUGCCCGCUCCUUUUUAACCUCUGCUCAUUUCUUAAACAAGUUCGACUCAUUGCAAGACAGACAAACACAGGGCGUUGUAUUUCGUACGACGCAGACAGCCAACGUUAUACAAUUUACCCAAGUCAUUGAUGCCCUCUGUAAAUUUGGCCACACAGACAAGGCCUGGGACCUUUUUCACUUAGCGAAAGGACAAGGGCUUCCUCUCAACGUGAAAUCAUUCAGCGUGCUUUUAGGUGGUCUUGGUCGUGUGGGUGAUUUCUCUAGAAUUAUUUUGCUUCUUGAGGAAAUGAAAGAGAUGGGUGUUGAUCCAGAUAGCAUAAUCUACACAGAGGUGAUACAAUCUUUGUGUGUGGGGGGUCAAAUUGAUGAAGCAUUUGAGUUUUUCUGGGAAAUGAGUCCUGCUAAUUGCUAUCCGGAUCGUCUUACUUAUAGCACCCUUAUAAAUGGUCUAUGCAAGGAAGGUAGAGUAGAUGAAGCCCUUGUUUUAGUUGGUAAAAUGAUACAAGAUGGCAUUUCUCUGGACACUAUUAUAUAUAGUACCCUAAUUAAUGGUCUCUGCAUGGUGGCUAGAGUAUACGAAGCUCUCGGAUUAUUAGCUAAAAUGAGGUAUGCGCUUUGUUUUCCGAACAUUGUAAUAUAUACCACCCUGCUUGAUGGUCUCUGUAAGAAAGGAAGAGUUAAUGAGGCUCUUGAAUUACUAGCUGAAAUGAUACAAGAUGGUUUUGCUCCUAAUCUUAUUACAUACAAUGCCCUAAUUGAGGGUUACUGCAUUGUAUGCAGAGUAGAUGAGGCUAUUAGAUUAGUAGCUAAAAUGAGUCAGGCUAAUUGUUCUCCAGAUAUUAUUACGUAUGGUACCAUAAUUCAUGGUCUUUCCAAAAUCGGUAGAUUACAUGAAGCUCUCGGAUUUGUAGCUAAAAUGUUACAAUCUGGUUAUUUUCCCCAAAUCUACAUCUGUACUAGCUUGAUUAAUGGCUUUUUCAGGGCUGGUAAAACGAAUGAGGCAUGCAAUCUAUUUGUACAAAUGAUUAAGUUUGGACCUUCUCCAGAUAAAUCUGCAUUUAAUACAGUUAUCGGUGGACUGUGCAAAGAUGGCAGGAUGGACAUGGUUCAUGAGUGUUUAAAUAAAAUGUUCAGUAAGGGUUUGGAGCCAGAUGUAUUCACUUAUAGUUCUUUGAUAUAUUGUCUAUGCAAAAAGCUUCAGGUGGACAAGGCUAGAGUGUUAUUCGAAGAGAUGGUAACAAGAGGCUGCUUACCAGAUGUUGUGACUUACAGUUGUCUGGUUGCUGGUUUAUGUUUGUGUGAUAGGGUAAGUGAAGCAUGUGCACUUCUGACAGAGAUGGAAAACAGAAGCUAUCAUCCCGAUGUGGUGACAUAUACUAUCCUGGUUUCUGCAUUCUGUAAGACAGAAAAGUUGGACAAGGCAUGGGAAAUAUUCAACGAAAUGGAGAAAAGGAAUUUGAAACCUGAUGUAGUGAUAUACAAUGCAAUGAUUGAUGGUCUUUGUAAGGCAGGUAAUCUUCCUGAUGCAAAUGCACUGAUGAUUAAAAUGGUUCGUGAAGGCGUGACCCCUAAUGUGUGCACAUAUACUGAUUUUAUUGACGCAUAUUGCAAAUCUGGUGAAAUGGAUAAGGCUAUGUGGCUUUUUGAAAAUGUGAAAACAGUUGGCAUUACUCCAGAUGUUGUUACCUAUACUGUUCUAAUUGACGCUUUCUUUAAGGAAAACAAACUGGUUUAUGCUUUAUCACUGCUGGAUGAGAUGAGAGCAAAGGGUUUGGUUCCAGAUCGUCGCCUGCAAAAAGUUAUCUCGUGGUAUCUGAGAUGAACAAACAACAUGGUGCUACAGAUUGAACAACUACUUGGCUACUUGGACUGGCUGUUUGUGCUGGUCAAAAUUAAAAGAAGCUCUAAAUAAUGAUGCUUUUGUCAUUUCCAGGUUAUAUACAUGUUUGUUCAGACUCUCAUAUGUUUUGUGAGAAACAUUUUCAAAUUCUAAUAGGGAACUGCAAAUGAUGCCUAAGAUUCCGGAGGAAAGCUAUGCAGGUUCUACCACAGACAAUGUUGUGUUUGGAAUUCUUGAUGAAACAUUGAUGAAAAAAUGAUUGGUUGCCAACAUUUAUUGAUGAUCUACUUGUUUCCACAAGAUGAAUUUCAAUAUCCCUUAAGAAAGAGGAAAUGUACAGUUCCCAAAUUGUCAUUUCCUGCAAAACCCGAGACUCUGUAGUUCAAUGCUCUCCAUUCAUUAUGUCUGGAACUUAUUCUGCAUUUCAAGGUCAAAGUUUACAUCAAAUAUAUAUGUAUAUCACAAUUAAGUUUUUAUGCUGUCAUGAUAUUUAAUAGUUUGAAGAUUAGAUCUUCUUGUAUAACAAUGUGAUGCUGUCUUUCGAGAUUGAACUUCUCCCACGUUAACCGUAAGUGACGGUUAAGUUUCCGGAGCAAGGAUUUGAUGUUGGUGCAGAACAUCGAGCUUUUGAUGAAUCCAUAAUAUCGGAUCCAUGUACAAAUGAGACAAAUGCAUGUUUGAAAUAUAUUUUCACUAACUUAGAGGUGAGUUACUGCUGGUCAUUGAUUUUGACUAGAGCAUGCAAGCAUUGGGACAUAUAUUGUCACAUUCUAGUGACAUUUCUAAUAUACACAGAUGCAUGCAUGUAUAUCACUCAUUAGAAGAUGCAAUUCAAAACAAUGUAUAUAGAUAUCUUUGUAACUGUGAAAUUUUCAGUUAUUUUCAUUCUAUUUGGAUAGAUCUGUUGGUAUGGGUCAUUUACACGUGUGAAUUGAAGCUAAAUUGGUGGGGGUUAUAUAA